GCUUCCCCAGAGCCCAUUUCUCUCUCCCCUGUAUUGCCACGUGUGGGCAGUGCCUGAGAAGGGCCAGGUACAGAUGAAGUCCAGCCCCCUACCUGCUGCCACAGAUUCUCACCUGGUGGCAUCUUCUCCCUUGCAUGAGGGGUGACAGGGCAGAGCCCUGAGCUGCACUCCAGGGACAGUGCAAGGGGGUGGAAGGGUCCCUGGAGGCACAUGCUCCAAUGAGUGCGGACAGGCUGGAGCCUGACUGGCUUCUUGGACCUAAGCUUUUAGCGGGAUCAGGAAAGGGGAAGCCCUGGAUGGUCAUCCUGAGAAAGCUUCCCCAGAGGAAGAGGAGAAUGUGAAGCAGCCUUGAAACGAAGGAGAUCUCCUGAGAACCGACCUUGCUUCCAGCCUCUAGGGGACCGGCAAGCCCUGGCCGAGACCCCACCAGGUGCCCUGAGCACAGCAGGCCAACCUUCUUUCCCUUGGCCUCUGCCAGUCUUACACCAGCCUAUAUUCCUGAAUUUAUUUUCCAACGGUUCCCUUGCAGGAGCCUUUAAAAACCAACAGCCUUGAGGAUUAAAGAUGGCGGUGUGAGAGGAGAGACAGAGGCUUCCUCAUAAAACUGGAUACAAUUAGAAAAUAUAGUUGGCGCAACUAAUCCUGAGAGAGCAACAGGAAAGAGGAUGGUGCCAGACUGCAUACACCCAGAGAAAAGAGCAGGCCUCACGGAACAGCAUGCUGGCCUCCUCCAGCCGCCUCCACCGGGGUCUCCAAGUGUUUGCUAUACUGCAAUGGAUCUUCUUCUUGGGACUGGGUUUGGUGUCCUCCGACAAGGCCAGCGCAGCCUAUCUGCUGUCCCGGCCCAGAGGUGGCCAGGUGGCCGUCCUGGCAGUGGGAGGACCCCUGGAGGCGCUGGAGACAAAGCCCGGAGCGCUGAGCUUGCGUAUCCGGACUCAGAAGGGAUUUAUCAAGUUGGCGCUGGAACACGGGUGAGAAGUCCGCCCUGCUGCCUUGUGGGGAGGAGCGCUGUGCGCGCAGGGCCAGGAGUCAGGCGGCCCUGCUUCCCCAGGGCCUCCUUGGUGCCUGUCUUCUCUUUCGGGGAGAAUGAGCUCUUCCAGCAGUUCCCGAACCCACCGGGCUCGUGGGUACGGAGGGCUCAGGAAGUAAUGCCGCCGCUGCCGAGCGUGGCCCUGCCGCUGUUCCACGGCCGCCGGGGCCUCCUUCUGCCCUUCCGUACACCCAUCCACACAGUCGGUGAGCCCCGCCUUUGCCCCCGCGCUAUCCCGCAAGUCCCCCACUCUCCUAGGCUGGCCUUCGGCUGUAACCCCAGCCCUCAACUGUGUCCCCACGAUCAAUGCAGACCUGAGGGAACGGGACCGACAUCCCAGCCACCGCCCCUCUCGUCCCUGUUCUGCCCACAGUGGGGGCCCAGAUCCCGAUGCAGCGGAACCUGCGGCCCAACCGGGCGCAGGUGACGGAGCUGCACGCGGAGCCGCUCACGCAGCUGUUCGAGGAACACAAGGCGCGCUACGGUGUCCCCGAGGACAGGCACCUCCUCUUCACCUAGGCGGCUCCGGAACCCUACCCGUUCACCUCGGGGACUGUGGGUGGGGAGUGAAAUUAAA
Manis javanica (Malayan pangolin) is the source of this 1607-nucleotide messenger RNA. The record is from RefSeq and is a predicted model, not a curated record. Lineage: Eukaryota; Metazoa; Chordata; Mammalia; Pholidota; Manidae.